UCCAACAUGAAGGUUUCUGCAGCACUUCUGUGCCUGCUGCUCAUGGCAGCCACUUUCAGCCCACAGGGACUUGCUCAGCCAGAUUCAGUUUCCAUUCCAAUCACCUGCUGCUUUAAUGUGAUCCAUAGGAAAAUUCCUAUCCAGAGGCUGCAGAGCUACACAAGAAUCACCAACAUCCAGUGUCCCAAGGAAGCUGUGAUCUUCAAGACCAAAUGGGGCAAGGAGGUCUGUGCUGACCCCAAGGAGAGAUGGGUCAGGGAUUCCAUGAAGCAUCUGGACCAAAUGUUUCAAAAUCUGAAGCCUUGAGCCUUCAUACCUGGACUGAGAGUCAGAGCCUGAAGAAAACCUAAUUUAUUUUCCCCAACCUUCCCCAGGUGCAGUGUGACACUAUUUUAUUAU
This is a messenger RNA of Piliocolobus tephrosceles (Ugandan red Colobus), 399 nucleotides long. It is a transcript of the gene CCL8, whose product is annotated as C-C motif chemokine ligand 8. The record is from RefSeq and is a predicted model, not a curated record. The transcript is spliced from 3 exons. Gene Ontology annotation, molecular function: chemokine activity; CCR chemokine receptor binding. Bases 7 to 306 code for a protein of 99 amino acids. NCBI's taxonomy places the organism in Eukaryota, Metazoa, Chordata, Mammalia, Primates, Cercopithecidae. Gene Ontology annotation, biological process: chemokine-mediated signaling pathway; eosinophil chemotaxis; positive regulation of GTPase activity. Gene Ontology annotation, cellular component: extracellular region.